GUGGGAUCGAUCUGUACUUCACGCUAUAGAUCACGCUGUUCUGUGUGUAUUCUACAGUUCGCUGCUUCAUAGGCUGGUAGUGGAACAAGGGCUCUGACGGAUCAUUCAGUUGGUAUCGAGGACGUCGAACAGAUCACUCAAACUCGUAGCGGCAAAUUGUAAUAUACUAGCAUUAAGUGUCUGUCUCACGGAAUAAUCCACCAACAACUAAUUAUAUUCUGACUAGAUUUUAAAGUGGUUUUCAAAAUUAAAGAAUUUAAUCAUUUUAAACAAAAUUUAAUUUCCGUGAUGCAGUGUUGGGAAUCUAUUUGUGUUUAGUUUUGAUAUUGUUGUGACGGAAUAUAAUUCUAUUUGUGAUAUAUGUAUAUAUAUAUAUGAAUAGAUGCAUAUGUAUGGAGUUGUGAAUACCCGGUAUUAACAGCCAGGAUGGGAUGUAGACAGACGAAGGAGACACCGUGUGUUACGGAAAACAAGGAGUUCGACCCCCUCACGGAUAACGGUGUAACAACGAUUCCGAGUGUUGACCCGCGUCUGCCUCUCAAUGCAAGACAGGUGUUUAAACUUAAACAGUCUUGGAAAGGUAUUAAGAGAAAGAUAGCCGAGACAGGAGUAGAAAUGUUUGUCAGGUUGUUUAAGUCGAAUGCCGACCUAAUGGCGAUAUUUGAGAAGUUUACCAACAUACAGUCCGAGGAUGAAUUACGUCAGAACGAGUAUCUGGAACAGCAUGCGACUCUCGUAAUGACCACACUAGAUGAUGCUAUCUCUAAGAUAGACAACUAUGACUAUGUUAAAGAACAUCUCAGUAGGACGGGCGCUACGCAUCAACGAUUCGACGUCUUCCGUCCGGAAAACUUCUGGAAAAUUCGAGAGCCUUUCAUUGAAGCUGUGAAAAUAACGCUUGGGGACCGAUACACAGAAUACAUGUCAAACGUUUAUGAGAUCACGAUCGAUUUUAUCUUGAAAACGCUUGAGGAUGGUUUUCUCGAUAACAACAACCCUGUCGAGCAAAAAAUCAUAGUAACAGAUCAUUCAAAAGAACAACCGGAAGUGACAAAAAUAGAGCAUUGUUGUGUGCGCGAAAGAGAUGUCACAAAUAAGGAGCAAGCAAAAACAUGAAGAUUAUGUGGAUAGCAAUGACGAAUGGACAAAUAUUGUGAAAUUGAGACCAAGUGCAUUAAGAGAAAUCGAUUACAUGGUUGAAAAUUCAUCCUUGCACGUGGAGUGAGAACACAUAGAGUGAAAACCUCACGGAAUGCCUUCAACCAUUAAAUACUAUGGUAUUGCUUUAUGGCCGUUCUGACAUGAGAGGAGACAACAGCUCAUGCAUGCUACAUUGUUGUAGGUCUCAACAUUAUCAUAUAUAUCUAUAUAUAUACUCACAACACAUGUACCAGUUUCAAUUGUCAUAUUCUCAUUUAAUGUUGUGUUGGUGAAAAUGCCUUAUAUUACUACCAACGAUAGCAAGACUUCCAAGCAUUUGCAUAUAUCGUGUCGUGUUUGUUCUGGACCACAGGCAGCAUGUGGUGUGAGGGCGUUCAUCAGAUCUUCGGCGCGUGGAAUGGGAUUAUAUUCUCUAUAUAUGGAAAUGUAGAACAAUUUCACACGCUGUAUGCGUGUCUGUUUUGUUCACAUUUUACUCCAUACGCUUCACCUAGAUGUGUGAUAAUGAAAUGCUUUACUAUGGAGUAGUAUAUGAAUAUGCUUUUGUCGUGUUUUGAUAUUUUUGUCUAUUAAGUGAUACUUCCGGUUAUCUAGCUGUGGUUUUGUUUAUGUUAUCGGGAUCAACUGUCAAUUACUUUUGAGUUUCCAUAGAUAAUGCCAUACUUACAUACGAUUUCUGAUUGAUAAAUAAUUCAUGAAAACAUCUGUUUAUCACAUAGUCACAUUAUCAACAAGGCCAUUGAGUUACAUUAAUAACUGAUGGUAUUCAAACCAUUGUAGUCUGUCUGCUAUAGGACGUGAAAAAUGGCUUUAUACUGUUCAACAAUGGGAAACAACAAAUACAACCCACUACAUCUUUCAUGACUUAAUAUUGUUAACUAAAACACAUUAUAUAAACAUUUGAAGAGCUAUUCUUUACAAGUAAAAUAUCCAGAAGUCCUGAAGUACAUAUAACAGUGCUGACUUUUAGGAAUUCAGUCAGAAAUUGAAUUUAACACUGGUUGUGGUUGGUUCCCAAUUACAACUGACAGUAUGACUGAAGGCUCUUAACAAAUUCAUAUUGGUAACGUUUACAUGUAACAGUUUUUAUUCAAAGACUGUAACAUUUUUAUUGGUACAUUUUUCUGAAGAGGGGAUAUAUAAAUAUGUACAUGUAUGAAUAGAUGACGUCACACUUAGCAUUUUUUUUUAAAAAAUCGUUCAUAUACCAGUUGAUAAAGUAUGACGUCCUACUCAGGACAACGAACUCUACGUCAUGAAUUAAAAAUGGCUACCUCGAAAGCAUCUUUGGCAUUUUCAAUAUUUUCUUAAGAUUUGAAAUAAUAUUCAGAAUAUUUUAUUUAUUAGCCUUUUCCGAUGUCUGCUUGGUGACCCUUUCCUUACUUCCGAUUUAGGAUAAUCAACAUUACAAGCCAACUUUAGGUUUGUGAUUACUGUUUUUAUCAAAUUAAGAAUGAUGUAAUGAAGUUUAGUGUCAUAUUUUUGUAUCUGGAAUAUGAACAGAUAAUACGAAUGUUUUAACAGUCUGUAGGUAAUUAAUGACAUGGAAUGGAAAAGAACGUGGCCGGUUAAGUGAAAACGUAGGAAUGAAUGGUUUGUGCAGACUAUUUGGACAUGACUACAAAUGAACCGAAGUAAAUUGAAUAAUUAACUAUUUAAUUAAUAGGAUUUAAAUUGUAGUUAUCACUGAUGACCCAAACAAAAAGAAAUUCCUUAAAAGGCAACAAGACUACAAGAAAUGUGUUAAUUUCAUUACUGUGGGACUUCUAAUUCAAUUAAAUUCUUUAUUUCUUUAACGAGGAUUUUACACAGCCAGAAAGCACGUAAAAGAAAUUAAAAAAUAAAUAAAAAAGGUUUUUUUUUCAGUUUAUGAUAGAAUUAUCAUGGGACGAACGUCAGUAACAAGUACCUGUUUCGACAAGCUUUUUUUUAAAUUUAAAUUUUUAAAUGUUUCUUAUUAAACACAACUAAAAAGAAUGACUGCUACUGAGGUGUCAUUAGAUCAGGGUCGUUAGCUAUAUACAACGGUCUAUAGUCACACAACAAAACGUCUAUAUUACGACUCAGUGCUGGCAUUCUGGACACUUAGAGACAUCUUGAAACAAACAUUUUAAUGGACAUCUAGCAUAUUUCAAUAUCAUAUGUAUAUCAUAUGUAUAAAUCUUAGAAUUAUAAUAAUAAUUGAUUAUCUAAAUGACCAUUGAAAGAAAAAGAAUCUUAGAAAAUAAGUUCAAAUAAACACCUUUAGAGUAAGAGAGAGAGAGAAAAUAAACGUGUUCGUAAAUGUGACUGAAUAACCGCCAUCUUGGUUUAAGAUGGUAAAAUGAUAAAAUCCGGUUAUGUAUUUUAUUGUAUUUGUCACAUUUAACGACAAUAGGCGAUAUUUCAUGUACUUAAACAUGAAUGAUAUGAGGAACAUGCUUGUGAGUUCAAACUGCCUAACAUCAUAUUUAUCGCCACUAGAACAGACAGGAUAAUUUUGAGGCGGAGUUUCGGAGUAGAAGACGUAAACUCGUUGAUCAACAAACAGGACACCCAUCGACUGCCAUCCAAAACAAUUAGAGUAAAGUGUUUGCCAUAAAAAUCCGUGAUCUCUAACUGCUUCCAUACAAACACAAACCGGCCUGAGAAAGGAUCGAACAAGUCCGGUGAAUUUUAGAAUUUGUAAACUCGACAAAGGCUUAUUAUAGCAUAUGGAACUUCAUGAUAUUAUCACAAAACCGUUCAUUAAUAGAAUUUUCAUUUUUUUUCUCAUUACAUCUAGUCUAGUUUUAUCAAAGUGAUGAUCAGGGUUGCUGAAAGUAUCAACAUUCUCGUUAUAAUUAACACUUACAACACUUUAAUUGAUUAAAUACAUAAAGUAAGUUUCUAGCCCUAGUGCUUGCCAGACAACUCUGGUUGUAUCCCUGGUAGCGAUUUCUUCCUGCCUUGCUAGAACCUACCCAUCGCUAUUCUUUAUUCGACCAAUUGGAACAUGAAAUGGUUUUAAACAUGUUUGAGCCUUUUUGACAAACAUGUAGUGGCAUGCCGUCAUAAUUUCGGCCUAGACAUCCUUAUGUCUUCAGAUAUUCUUUAACUAAAAUGUCCCUCGCUCAAUUUUAUGCACAUUAAGAACAGGUAUUGAGAACAUUUAAUAAAAGCAAUACCAUACAUGUUUUGAUGCUACAAAUUUGCAGAAACUGAGAUUUCAAAUAAGCGAAAAUGUGGUACGAAGGCCAACCAAGGCAGUACACAGGUACUCAACCAAGCGACAAUUUGUAUGAAAGCAAGGGCGGAUUUCAGUUUCCGUUAUGUGACGGUCUCGUGGGCGUUCGUCUGUGGUGUUUACGAGAAUAGGCACAUAUCAAACGUGGGUGUACCAGAUGUACAAUCAGAGUUCUACAUCUAACAUCGAUCGUAAACUCCUACAUUUAAAUCACGUGCGAACACUGCGUCGUAUUGCACAACACUUUUUCCGCAACUGGGACUUUCUUAAGCAAUAGGGCAGUGCGCGCUUUAUGCGAUAAUGCAGUAGUUUAAUCUGUCUAUUGACGAACAGAGUGUACUGAUUGGUUUGAAUUCUGACUCCAUAAACGGGAAAAAAUGUAAUUUCUGAUAUACCAAGAAUUACACUAUUAGACAACUUCUUUGUUUUCAUUACAUAAAUAUUUAUGUAUAUGUCAUAUAGAUUUAUUAUUUGUUGCCUGCCAUAUUUAAAACCAAAAUAAGUUGAAUAUCUUGGCAAAUAUGUCCAACAGGCUCUUAAACAAAAAAGAAUUAAGAUUAAAAUGUAGAAGUUAACUUGAUAUGUUUCCUCCAUUAUUCUGUAUUAGAAACAUACUCAUUCGAGAUAAAAAAAAUCUGGGCAAUACGGAAGUCGUGAUAAAGAAUAAAAACUAGAUAGAUAUAUUUAUGAGACUGAUUGACGGAUGUCGCCGAUUUCACAUGUACUAUAAGUCAACUUCCAAAUAUUGUCAGAUCCUCUAACAGGAUACAGGAUGAACUCAACACAGUAUCAGUAAAUGUUCCUGUGGUACAGCUUAAUACUGAGAUAAUAAGUGAAGAUCUUCGAUAUACAAGGCCAGCAGUAAUAAAGGAGGGUUGCUUUAUCACAAUACAACACACCCUUCUUUAACCUACACUGAAAUUAUUUGCUUUGCUAGAAAAUUUAGAAUUGCAUAUGUGGUAUGCUUACUGAAAUAGGGUUUUAGCUCGUUUCCUAUAUCAUUCGAAACUACACGUAUCACAUAUGUACAUUUAAGAAUCUAAAAAACAUAUUUCAUGAGUUAGUCAAUCACCUAAAUGUUUGCUUUUUGCGAUGACUUCGUGUUAUGCAAGGCCGACAGUGAAGCGUAAAAGUGAUAUUGACCAAAUUGCUAUGUAGCCAUCUGAACAUAGUUUUUUUUUCUGACAGAGUAGAUGUACACGAGUUCAAACGAGUUUUGCAACAGAAAUGUAAAUAUAUGCAAAAAAUAUGUAAAUAUAAUGUCGACCUCAUACAGAAAAGUCAUUUAAAGGUGACGACUAUUGUAUAUGUUUGACUUUUAUUAAUGUAUAUUGUAAGUAUGUAUACUUCUAUACUUGUAUUAUACUUGAGUCCAUUAAAUAUAUGUAUGUACAAUGA
This is a messenger RNA of Ylistrum balloti, 5764 nucleotides long. Its product is annotated as neuroglobin-like. The transcript has 3 exons. Gene Ontology annotation, molecular function: heme binding; oxygen binding. The coding region runs from base 427 to 1116 and encodes 229 amino acids. Lineage: Eukaryota; Metazoa; Mollusca; Bivalvia; Pectinida; Pectinidae. The record is from RefSeq and is a predicted model, not a curated record.